Molecule: messenger RNA, 906 nt
Organism: Malassezia globosa CBS 7966
Lineage: Eukaryota; Fungi; Basidiomycota; Malasseziomycetes; Malasseziales; Malasseziaceae
Exons: 1
Coding region: 1-906 (301 amino acids)
Biological process (GO): phosphatidic acid biosynthetic process
Cellular component (GO): membrane; endoplasmic reticulum
Molecular function (GO): 1-acylglycerol-3-phosphate O-acyltransferase activity
Source: RefSeq, a predicted model, not a curated record
AUGGGCAAGCUUGUGCAUGGAGUAUCGACUGUCGGUGCCGUGUCAUUCCUUUUGUUGACGCUGGCAUCACGCAGGUCUCAAAGGGCUCGGUUUUACCUUAACUCAAUCCUUUGUGUGAUUAGCAUGGCGCUGAGCAGCUCGAUCGGCGUUGUGUGUGGACUUGUCCUCAGCCUGUUUCCAGGGAAGCGGUUCAACGUCAACUACAUUGUGGCACGCAGCUUCCACUUUUUCAUGAAGCCACUAAUCGGGAUGUACGUUGAAGUCGAAGGCGAAGAGCACCUGAAGCGUCGCCCAGCUAUAAUGGUAGGCAACCAUCAAAGUUCGAUUGACACUUUGUACCUGGGCCGUAUGUUCCCCGUGAAUUCCAUCAUCAUGGCCAAGAAAGAGCUCAAAUGGGUUCCUUUCUUGGGUCAGUUCAUGAUGCUCAGUGGCUCAGCCUUUAUUGACCGCAAGAGUCGCGCUUCUGCUAUCAAGACAAUGAAUGCCACUGGAGAGCACAUGCGUAAGAACAAUCUCAUGCUUUUUGUCUUCCCGGAAGGCACGCGAUCUAAUUUGUCUACGCCUGACAUGCUUCCAUUCAAGAAGGGCGCCUUCCAUUUGGCUGUUCAAACUCAACUUCCCAUCAUCCCCAUGGUGUGUGAAAACUACCAUCGGUUAUUCGACAGCAAGACUCGAUUUGAGCCUGGCAAGAUUCGCCUCAAGAUUCUACCACCCAUCGAAACUACCGGUAUGACGGAGAAAGAUGUGGAUAUGCUCUGUAACACGGUGCGCGAGAAGAUGCUUUCCCAGCUGCUGAGCUAUGCCAAUGAUGUCAAACAACAAAAGAUCGAAGCAAGCUCAGACUCAUCUGGUACAUCUUCGUCUGUCAACACACGUGCAUUGCCUGGCUUGUCCGCCCGAUUCUGA